This is a messenger RNA of Punica granatum (pomegranate), 1825 nucleotides long. NCBI's taxonomy places the organism in Eukaryota, Viridiplantae, Streptophyta, Magnoliopsida, Myrtales, Lythraceae. The record is from RefSeq and is a predicted model, not a curated record.
GCUUUUGCUGCCUUUCUUGAACCAGUCCAUUUUCAUAAGUUUCAGUCCACGCCUGCCCCUCUCUUUAAUGGAAGUCCUACAGACUCCAUGAUCUUUCUGACCGAAGAUUUCCUCCAACCUGAAUUAAUCCCAAUUGACAAGCAGCUUCACCGGAAUCAUUGAUCGUCGAAUAGGCGAAAUUUGGAGAUGCCGGAAUGGAUGCAAUUAGCCCUCGCCGUGUUCUUCAUCCUUGGCCUCGCGGCCGGCCUCGUGCUGUUCAUAUGGCGGUGCUGGUGCUGGAAGUACCGGCCGAAGCCGGACCAGUUCGUCACGAGGGACACCGCUAGAGUUGGGGCUGAUCAUCGCUGGUCCCUCCGGGCCGGCAUCGCGAAACUCCAUCAGACGAGCACCCUCCACCAGGACAGCCGGAGGCGGCUGGGUAACUAUGCUUUCCGAGGGUCCUAUGGAGGGGGAAGGCGGCCGGGGCCGCCGUUCUUCAGCUGGGCCGACCACCCAUCCCUUGUCACCGACGCGGUCGAGAAUGGGUGGUCGGGGUUCGCCUUUGCGACCCAUGCCCUGGCGCAGCAGCCCUCUCGAGCGUCCCUACUGGGGCUGUGCGGGGCCGGGGAUGUCGGCCGGGACCCGGAGCCUGAUAUCAGCUGGGAAGUCUGUCAGGGGUCGGCCGACUUCGUACAGAAAAUCCGGCUGAAUCCCAGCUUCAGAAGGAUAAACUCGGCCUCCACCGCCGGCAAUAAUCAUAAUCAUCUGCCCUUCUCUGCUCUGUCAGUGAUCAAAACCUCUCUGCCAUUGCCGGGUCCUCCCCUGGGCAAUUCGUCUUUCCCUCAGGAAGCCUACUUUGAGAUCACGAUUGUCGGUUUCGCCGGUCAUCACGAGUCGAUCGGGCGAGUCAAGGAAGGGGAAAGGACGAAGCUGAUCCAGGAGAGCUUCAACUUGAGGUCCAAUUCAGAAUCUUUGGUCCACAUUAGUAAGGCUGAGGAGUUUAAGCUCACCGUGAGAGAUGACGGCAAAAAUGAGACCGUGGCGGCUUCGAUCGGGCUCACGGCGGGCGGCGCUCUCCCGCUCAAACUCCCUGGCAGCUACCCCGGUUCGAUUGGGUUCAAUUCCACCGGUUCAGUUUAUCUCGAUGGAAUCAAGCUUGCGUUUGAAUCCAAAAAGGCGGAGUGGGGGAUGGGGCCGAACAAGGUCAUAGGCUGCGGGUUCAACCCGAGGCAGAAGAAGGUGUUCUUCACAGUGGGGUCGGACCUGAUGCACGUGAUCCACUGCAAGCCAGAGGAGUUCGGGGCGCCGCUCUACCCUACCCUCGCUGCAAACUCCGACAUCACGGUCCUGGUGAACUUGGGGCAGUGCCCUUUCGAGUACUCCCCUGCAAAUGCCCACAGGACUUCUAACCCAUGCUUCAUCGGGCCAGUGGUGAACUCUUCUGCAGCUGCUUUGGGCUACGACGACAGCAGGGAGCUGUUCUCGAUGGGGAGGAUAGACUCACAGUGGCUCAACGGGUUCAUAAACAGAGGAAGCUAUAAUCAUAACAACAACAACAAUAAUAAUAACAACAGGGGCGUGGAGUUUGAAGAAGAGUCCGAGGCCGAUCUGUUCGAGAUUGUCUUGGACAGCAGCAGCGGAAGGUCUCCAGUGUCAUAGCAGCAAACAGCAACACAGGAUCCAAUUGAAGGUUGACUCUGAAAAUUUGACAUUUUUGGGCACAUUCCUUUUUCUUUUUUAAAUUUUAUUUCUUCCCCACAUUUGUUCAAUUUAUGACGAACUUUCUUGAUCUUUUGUAUAUAUUGUUUAUACAACGUGUACAUACUUCUUUUGGUCUAUAUUCUCA